Molecule: messenger RNA, 816 nt
Organism: Impatiens glandulifera
Lineage: Eukaryota; Viridiplantae; Streptophyta; Magnoliopsida; Ericales; Balsaminaceae
Exons: 4
Coding region: 69-599 (176 amino acids)
Source: RefSeq, a predicted model, not a curated record
AUAUUUUUCCUGUCCAUCCACUCUCAUUUGGGUAUUUUCUUUUUUUCUAUCUAUAACUUACAAAAAAAAUGGAGUCUUUGGCCGCCAUGAAAUCGACGGGGCCGUACUAUAGGAGGAUAGGAGAUGAAGUGUAUGUAUCGGCGGUGGCUUUAAGAGCCACAAAGGGUCCUGCCCAGCUGAUUAUGUCGUCUGCUUAUUCGCUCAAUCUCUGGGAUUUACAGCAUUUCAUGGUCCUCGUUAAACCAUACUCUUCUAAUCCUGAUCCUCAUCUCUCUCAGGUAUUGGUGUUUGAUUUUCAACCAGAAGAUCCUGAAAACAUAUUUGUUGGCCUGUCUGCUCUAUCUGGUGGCAGUAUCAAAGGAAGUGUUUUUAGGAGAAAACUAAGGAGACUGCCAAAUCGCAAAUGCUGGUUCGUUGGACACUCCAUUGUAGAUACUACAGAAGAUGUCAUAAACAACUUCAACAAAAAUUGGGAAACUGAAUUGAAGAUCGGCCAUCAUGAUUGCCGUCAUUACACAAACGAACUGGUCAAGUGCCUAACCGGAGAGGAAAAUGUCCUUGACCGCCUCAGAACAGAACCUCUGCAACAAGAUUCUUAAUUGAAUCAAAAAACAAUUCAUUAAACAGAGUAUUUUGUGUUUGAUAAUGAUGAGGCAUCGAAGUUUGUCUAUUAUUAGUGGAAUGAACAAGUAAGAAAAGAUGAAGAACAACCUGCUAUACAUAUUUGAUAUUACUCUCUCUAUAUAUUCAUCAUAGAGUGUACUUAAAUCUCCAAAUUCAUCUAUUUUUUACACUUUUACAUUCCACUAUUAUUAU